GACGAAACCAUCUUGGCGCUCACGACCCAAAACACCUGCUAUGUGACCCAUGACCAGGGAUACUCGUGGGAAAUCGUGGCACCUGGCGAGGAGAUUCUUUCCAUCCACGUGAACCCUUAUAACUCAGAUCACGUGUACUUGAUCGCCGCAAACCAAAAGGUGGUGUACUCGCGCGACAGAGCGGAUAACUGGAAGUCGUUCAGGACUCCGUCGCUCCCUUCGCCUAACACGCAGCCGAUCCGAUUCCAUCCGCGCAGAGACAGUUGGUUGAUCUGGUUGGGCCAGGAGGGGUGCACUCACCCGGGCUCCCUCAGCUGUCGCACCGUGGCGUACGUCUCCAAGUCGUUUGGGAAGAGGUGGUUGGAAAUGCAGGAGAACGUCAACAUGUGUUCGUUUAUCGUGAAGUUGCACGAAAACACGUUCAAUCCGUUGGUGCUCUGCGACAGACCGGCCACCAAGUCUAACAACUUCCGGUCUGAGUUGAUGUACAGCGAGGAUUUCUUUAAGACGCGCGAGGUGGUGUUGACAAACGUAGUAGACUUUGAGACCAGCGGCGAGUACUUCUUCACCACCGUGGAGAAGGGUGACAGCGGGGUGGUGGAGGCGUACGUUUCCACCAACGGGAAGAACUGGCACAAGACCAGCUUGCCUGCGGGAUUGGAACUCAGCAAGCAUCAGGCGUACACGAUCAUAUCGGCGACGGAAUACUCCGUCUGGAUGCACAUCACAACGAAUGACCGCUCCAGCACCGAGUUUGGCAACAUUUUAAAGUCCAACUCCAACGGUACGUACUACAACCAGAUCGUCAGCAACGUCAACCGCGACCUCCGCGGGUACGUGGACUUUGAAAAGAUGGAGGGGAUUGAGGGCAUCAGCGUAAUCAACACUGUGUUGAACCCUAACGAGGCGCGUGCCGGCGCCCGCAAGAAGGUCAAGUCGCAGAUCACCCACAACGACGGGGGGAACUGGGAGUACAUCCACCCGCCUGCCAUUGACUCGAAUGGGGUCAAAACUCCGUGCUACGGCAAUCCGUUAGAAAAAUGUUCGUUGAACUUACACGGCUACACCGAGAGGGCCGACUACAGAGACACCUUUUCUUCCCAGGGUGCCUUGGGCAUGAUGGUGGCCACCGGCAACGUUGGCGAGACCUUACAGAGUUUGUAUGAUGGCAACACGUACCUCACAAGAGACGGCGGGAUCACCUGGAAGGAGGUCCGCAAGGGAGUUUAUAUGUGGGAAUACGGUGACCAGGGGUCCAUUAUCGUGCUUGUAAACUCUUUGGACCAAACGAACGAGAUCUUGUACUCCUUGAACGAGGGCGACACCUGGGAGACGUUCCGCUUUAGUGAGGAAAAGGUCUGGGUGGAGGAUAUCUCCACCGUCCCGUCCGACAACUCCAAGAAGUUCCUCUUGUUCACCAAGUUGGCCAUGCGCCACGGUGACAGAUCACGGGUCUUCCAGAUCGACUUCAGCACGUUGUACAAGCGGAAGUGUAACUUGGAUGUCCAGAACUUGGAAAGCACAACCGACGACUUUGAGAUCUGGAGCCCCCAGCACCCACUAUCCCCGGAUAACUGCUUGUUCGGGAGAGAAACCCGGUACUUGCGCAAGAUUCCGGGCCGUGACUGCUUCAUUGGCACCCAGGUUGUCCAGCCACAUCUGAUUGUGAAGGAUUGCGCGUGCACCAGACAGGACUUUGAAUGUGAUUUCAACUACAUCAGAGAUAAAGACGACACGUGCCGCUUGAUCGCCGGCUACAGCCCGCCAAACCACUUGCAAGACAUGUGCUUCGACAGAAAGGGAAACCGCAACAAGGACCAGGUGGAAUACUGGGUCUCGACGGGGUACCGCAAGAUUCCGCUUAGCACCUGCAAGGGUGGCUUUGAGAUGGACAAGAAGGAGGUCAAGGCAUGUCCUGGUAGCAAUGCGAGGUUCAAUGAGAUGUACGGGAUUACCAAGAUGGGUGUAUUCAAGGCUUUCGUAUCGAUGCUCGGGGUAGUGGGGAUUUCGCUUGUGGUUGGAAGGUAUGUUGUAAAGAACUACGGCGACAAGUUG
Messenger RNA from Babjeviella inositovora NRRL Y-12698, 2055 nucleotides. Its product is annotated as sortilin family protein. Gene Ontology annotation, biological process: protein targeting to vacuole; Golgi to vacuole transport; Golgi to endosome transport. Lineage: Eukaryota; Fungi; Ascomycota; Pichiomycetes; Serinales. The annotation marks the transcript as partial. Gene Ontology annotation, molecular function: protein binding. The transcript has a single exon. The record is from RefSeq and is a predicted model, not a curated record. Gene Ontology annotation, cellular component: Golgi apparatus; membrane.